Molecule: messenger RNA, 1197 nt
Organism: Magnolia sinica
Lineage: Eukaryota; Viridiplantae; Streptophyta; Magnoliopsida; Magnoliales; Magnoliaceae
Exons: 5
Coding region: 236-649 (137 amino acids)
Source: RefSeq, a predicted model, not a curated record
GGUGGCAAACUUGCCACCCAAUAAGCAACUGAAUAUCAGUUGGAAUAAGUACGGGCAGCCCAUUGGACAUAAGUACAAUGAAUUUACAAGGUGGCUGGGCAUUUUAUCUAGGAAUGGGCGCUUAGCGCCUCUUGAUCACGAUAGUUGGCAUCAUGUGCCACUAUCUCACAAGAAUGAGAUUUGAAAUGAAGUGAAGAUCAAGUGGAAUAUCGACGAGGAGCGUCGAAAUUGGGUAAUGAAGUCCAUCGGAGCUUCAUGGAAGGAGUGGAAGAAGAGGUUAAAAAAAGAACACUACAAGAAAUAUUUGACUAAUGAGGAACGACUAGCUCACUAUCCUGAUCGAGUGGAGACAACACACUGGAAGUGGCUCGUCACCUAUUGGUCAAGUGAUGAAGGACAGGCCCGCACUCAAAGGAAUAAAAUCAACCGCAACAAGCAUCGUAUGGCCCACACUGCCGGCUCAAGGAGCUUUGCUCAAGUGCGUGAAGAAGAGCGGGCAAAGAAUCUUGGUGGAGAGUCUCCUGAUCGGGCAACGUUGUUCAUAACAACCCAUCGGAAGAAAGAUAGGAGUGUUGUGAACGAAGAGUCGGCUCAUGUUAUUGAAAUGAUCGAGGAGUUACGGGCAACUCAGACUGCUGAGUCCUCUUAGAGUAGCACUGCCCGAGAUGAUCUCUUAUCCCAGAUAUUGGGACCAGAGCAUCCGGGCCGGGUCCGCAUGAUGGGGUUAGGUCCCACAGCUUCCACGUUAUGGGGCACAAGAAAUACCAUUGCAGAACUCAGGAGGGAGACUGAUGAGUUGCGACGACACAUGAAUGAGCGGGUAGAGCAACUAGUGGAGGAGCGGAUAAAAGAACAAAUGGCUAAGCAUCUAGAGCAAAUGGAGCAACGGAUGACAGAGCGAAUAAUGGAGCAGAUGGAGCAACGGAUGACAGAGCGAAUAACAGAGCAGAUAAUGGCACGAAUGAGAGAUACUAUGAACUCAUUGGCUGCAACAGACCAAACUUCGGGCAAUGUACUAAAUUUAAAGGCUGACUCAGUAUCCACUCCUAGGGAUAGACUUGAGGCUGAGGGACCUCAGUCGAAGGUUCCAAAGAAUCAAUAGGUAGUUUUUUGCUGAGAUUCAUUUAUGUGUUAUCUUUUACAUAUAUAUUUAUGUUUUAUUACAUUUCAUGAGUUUGUAGUUCACCAUCAUUGAAU